Messenger RNA from Rubroshorea leprosula, 407 nucleotides. The record is from the annotation of a GenBank genome assembly. NCBI's taxonomy places the organism in Eukaryota, Viridiplantae, Streptophyta, Magnoliopsida, Malvales, Dipterocarpaceae.
GAUGCAUUUGCUGCUAAUCAUAUUAACAAGAGGAGAUCCAGAAGAAAAUUGGCUAUAUUGUAAUGAGAGCAGAGGGAGUAUAUGAUGUUGAGGCCAAUUCAUCUAUUUAUUUGCCAUCUGAGGACUUGAAUACCAAAAUGCCAAAGGAUUUGGAUACAUCCCUAAAGCUAGUGAGAGCAUCAAAGUUGUCCUCGAAAGGGAUAAUCAAGAUGAUGAUGAUGAUGAUAAGCACGAUGAAGAUGGAUCCAAUCAUCAAGAUGUGAAGGUAUCAAAUAUAUAGACUUGAGGUAGGGUAAAUGCACUGAAUGGAUUUCAGUGAAAAAAAACUAGGAAAGAAAAAGCAUGUAGCGAGCAAUCAUGCAGUCUCUUUCAUGUGUAACUUUCUGAAAUGAAUGCUAUUAUGAGGG